UUCCUUCUUCUUUUAGGUGGCACGUCAUGCUCCUUGCUUGUUGCUGUUGGGAAACUGGUUGCUUGGGAGCUGGUGGCCACUGGCAAUUGAGUAUGCUAUUGAAGUGGAAGCAAAGAAACCAGCCUCACCUCUCCCCAUAUAAUCCACCAAAGAGCUCGUGUUGCUCACGGUCCAGAUCCUUGUCCUUGUGGAGAAGCCAUCCUUAUUGCAGGCUGCUCCGCCGUCCGGCAUGGCUGCGGUCUCUGACCGUGCGGAGGUCGACACUGCCCGCCCGUUCCGGUCCGUCAAGGAGGCGGUUGCCGUGUUUGGGGACCGCAUCCUCGUCGGCAAAAGCCACUCCAGGCCCAUUGCCAAUGCCAAUGCAAUUGCCAUUGCCACCCCUAGUGCCAAGCAUGAGGCUAGCAGUAGUAGCAGUACCAUCACCCUUUCUCCAAACGCAAUGGCAGAGUCUGAGGCAGAGGCAAUGGCAGCCGUUGUGCCGAUGUACUCAGCGCCGUCCUCGCCGCCGUCGUUGGCAUCGUCGCCUUCGCCGAGCAAGGAGGACGGCAAGCGCCACUACGGCCGCGACGACGAGGCGGGUCUCGUGAUCAUGCGCUCCAUCGAGAAGCUGGAGGCGGAGGUGGCCGACACAAGGCAGGAGGUGGCGCAGCUCAGGAAGCGGGGGUCUGAGAUGGAGAUGGCUGUGGCCAGCCUCAACGCGCAGCUCCACAGGGGCCUCUCCAAGCUCGCCGAGAUGGAGGCCGACAAGGCGGCGUCGGCGACGGGGCGGCGCAGCAUCGGAGGCGAUACCGACGUGGCAUCCACGGUCAGGAGCGAACGGUACUGGGGCGACAAGCUCGGCGCGCACGAGUACCUGCCGUCGUUCUCGCACGCGCUGAGCCUCGGCGAGGUGGACGACGACGAGCUGAUCAGCGGGAGGAGGAGGAAGGCGCAGAAGGUGAAGCCCAUUGUUCCCCUGAUUGGUGACAUCCUCUUCUCCAAGAGGAAGAGCACCAAGGACAAGGGUGAUGAUGGCUUCUACAGUGGUGAUCUCUACAGUGUGCUAGGCUAGGCUGAUCAUCAGGGAAGUGCCUUGUGUGUGCUCAACUUGUGGCUGCUUGAUUGUGUGCAAUCUCUUUUUUCUUCUCCUUGAAUGUUUUUCUUUUCUUUUUCUGAAGCUCUUGUUUGUGUGCCUUGUGCAGGGGAAUUUGUGUAAAUGUACAAAAAAGUGGUGAUGUAUCUUCAGAUCAUGAAUGGAAAAGUGUGUGAUUG
Molecule: messenger RNA, 1251 nt
Organism: Phragmites australis (common reed)
Lineage: Eukaryota; Viridiplantae; Streptophyta; Magnoliopsida; Poales; Poaceae
Exons: 1
Coding region: 230-1051 (273 amino acids)
Source: RefSeq, a predicted model, not a curated record